Molecule: messenger RNA, 1080 nt
Organism: Papilio polytes (common Mormon)
Lineage: Eukaryota; Metazoa; Arthropoda; Insecta; Lepidoptera; Papilionidae
Product: pancreatic lipase-related protein 2-like
Exons: 6
Coding region: 31-1020 (329 amino acids)
Biological process (GO): lipid metabolic process
Molecular function (GO): lipase activity
Source: RefSeq, a predicted model, not a curated record
UUUAAGUAGACGACGGUGAAUUUUGUAAACAUGAGGUUGAUAUUUCUGGUCGCUCUUAGCUUUGCUGCUUACGUGGCAGCAGUGCCAAUGUUACAAGAGGAAAAGACUUAUCCUCGAUUUAUUGAAUUCCCCGAUGGAGACGGAGUAAUGCACACGGUGGAUCUGGAAGCAGAACCUGACAUGGAACUUCUGGAAGAGAUUAACAGAAACCCAGCUAAUAAUCGAUAUCUUCUUUAUACCAGGCGAAAUCGCAGAAACGCGCAAACAUUGGUAAUUAACAAUGCCAACUCAGUUACGUCAUCCAAUUUCAAUGGACGGGUACCAACCGUUGUCGUUGUCCAUGGUUGGCUGAGCAACCAAAAAUCUAGCCUAAAUGAUGUAAUUCGUGAUGCUUACUUAGCAAAAAGCGAUGUUAACGUAAUUAUUAUGGAAUGGAGAAGACUGGCGACUUCAGACUACGCUACCGCAGUGAGAGGAGUGCCUGCGGUGGGCCGCGGGCUGGGUCAGUUCCUGGCCUUCCUCAAUCGUGUGGCAGGAGCGCCGUAUAACACCAUGCACUUGAUUGGAUUCAGUUUGGGAGCACAUCUUGUUGGAAACGCUGGCAGGGAAAUUGGAGGAAGAGCAGCUCGUGUUACAGGUUUGGACCCUGCCGGACCUUUGUGGAGUAACAACUCAAACCGUCUUCGAGCUAGUGACGCUGUUUAUGUCGAGGGUAUACAUACAGACGGAGGUACCGCAGGAUUGGGUAUUGGAGCAGCCUGUGGUAAUGCCGACUUCUUCCCUAAUGGUGGUAAAUCACAACCGGGAUGUGGGACUGGGAUCUGCGACCACAAUCGUUCUUGGGAAUUGUUCGCUGCGACUGUCACCUACAACCACCUCGUCGGUCAGCGAUGCAACAACAUGAACCAAGUCUCCUCGAACUCAUGCACUGGUGGAAGAUUGAAUAUGGGCAAUGACAUUCUAAACAAAUCUGGAUCUGGCCUCUAUCGUCUUAAUACCGGCAGAAGACACCCAUUCUGAAUGUAUAUAAUCGUAAUUUCGACUGAUAAAUAAAAGUUAAAUAUUUUCGCAUGUUCAUAA